Cottoperca gobio is the source of this 959-nucleotide messenger RNA. It is a transcript of the gene nr0b2a, whose product is annotated as nuclear receptor subfamily 0, group B, member 2a. The transcript has 2 exons. The coding region runs from base 1 to 777 and encodes 258 amino acids. Lineage: Eukaryota; Metazoa; Chordata; Actinopteri; Perciformes; Bovichtidae. Gene Ontology annotation, molecular function: transcription factor binding; transcription corepressor activity. Gene Ontology annotation, biological process: negative regulation of transcription by RNA polymerase II; circadian rhythm. The record is from RefSeq and is a predicted model, not a curated record. Gene Ontology annotation, cellular component: nucleus; cytoplasm.
AUGGAUAACGGAUGUCAUUGCGCAGCCAGCACAGACAGGCUUUCAAAUCCUAUCCUCUAUAAAAUCCUGAGUCAAAUGGAUAACAGCGAACAAAGCCAAAACUGCUUCAACUACAAUUCAAUACCUCAUAGAUGCAACUGUGAGCUGCGACGGACAGUGUGCUUGAAAAGGUCCUCUGAGGUUUGCAAAGAAGCGUCUGCAGUUCUGGUUAAAACUGUUCAUUUCAUGAAGAGCUUACCUGCUUUUAACCAGAUGCCACCAAACGACCAGUUCUCACUUCUCAAAAGCUGCUGGGCACCGCUCUUUAUCUUGGGUCUGGCCCAGGAGCAUGUGGACUUCGAGGUGACGGACACACCUGCUGACAGCAUGCUGAAAAAGAUUCUCCUAAACCGUCAGGAGAGCAUCGAAAUGGGGAGGGAACAGCCCACCAUGGCCGGUUUCAGCAAACUCAAGUCCUGCCUCAAAAAGUUUUGGAGUUUGGAUUUGAGUCCAAAGGAGUAUGCAUACCUCAAAGGGACCACGAUAUUCAAUCCAGAUGUCCCAGAUUUAAAGGCAGCUGUCUUUGUUGAAGGCUUGCAGCAGGAGGCUCAGCACGCCCUCAGCGCCAUGGUCCAGCUCCUUCACCCAGGGGACCGGGAACGCUUUGCUCGAAUCCUCCUCACAGCCUCCACGCUGCAGAGCAUCACACCCAGCCUCAUCACUGAACUAUUCUUCCGGCCCUUGAUAGGCCAGGCUGACCUGCUGGAGCUUUUGGUCGACAUGCUCUUCUGCAGAUAGAAGAGGACGUUAGCUGUCCUGGAGAAGGUUGAAUCCAAUGUUUUUAAGGGCGGUGAUGCAGGACUUCUUCAUUGACCAACCCAAGCAAUGUUUACUCAAAUGAAGGAAUGCCUGACAGUGGACUCCUCAAACAAAAGCAUUUACGAUAGCCAACAAAAAUUAUGUGAAUUGGUGAACAUGAG